AUGUCGGAAACUAGAUUGUUUAUAGGGCGUAUUCCCCCUCAAGCUGUUCGUGAGGACGUGGAGGACUUCUUCAAAGGCUAUGGCCAAAUCCUUGACUGCAAAGUUAUGAAUGGUUUUGGAUUCGUUGAGCUUGAAGAUGCUCGUGAUGCUCGGGAUAUAGUGAAUGACUUUCAAGGAAAAGAGUUUAUGGGCAGUCAAAUAGUUGUAGAACCUGCUCGUGGUGAAAGAAAAAGAAGAGAAAAUUUCCGUGAAACUGCUGCUGCUAAAUACCCUCGUCCACGUCGCACUGGCUAUCGUUUAAUUGUUGAAAACUUAUCUGAAGAAGUUAGCUGGCAGGACUUGAAAGAUGUAAUGAGACAAGCCGGUGAACCAACAUUUACUGAUGCUCAUCGUCAAAAUCUUGGUUUUGGUGUCGUUGAAUUCUCGACUGAAGAUGAUAUGAGAAAUGCUCUCACAAACCUCAAUGGUGAAGAAAUUAAGGGUACCGCAAUUGCUUUGCGUGAAGAUCCUAAUGCUCCCAAUGAACCUCUUCCCGAAGGCCCAGGUUUCCGCUCUAGGUCUCCACCUCCUCGUCGUCGUUUCCCUAUGGACAACCGUAGAGGAGGAUUUGCUCGUCGUGAUACCUAUCGCCCUGUCAGAGAUGAUACCUAUCGCCCUGUCAGAGAUGAUGAUCAUCGCCCUGCCAGAGAUGAUGAUCGUCGCUAUAUCCCCAGAGGUGGCGCUCGUGACAGUUUUCGUCGUGGAGGACGUGAUGAUUUUAGAGGACGUGAUGACUUCAGAGGACGCGAUGAUUUCAGACGCGGCCCUCGCCGUGACGAUUACCGCAGACCCAGAGCCGAUGAAUAUCGUCCUCGUCGUGAUGAUUCCUACCGUCCUCGUCGUGAUGAUUAUCCUGCCCGUGAUGAAGAAUAUGGUCGUGAUGCUUAUGAACGUAGUCCUUCUCCCCGCCGUGAACGUAGCCGUUCUCCCAGAUACGCGGACGAGUACAGUUCAUACCCACCUGCACCCGCUUCUGAAAUGCAGCAAUCUAAUGACGCUCCAAGCUAUCCUGGGGAACCUGCUAACUCCGUCCCUGCUGAAGCUGGCGAAGGUCAAGUUGCUGCUGAAUGGUAA
Schizosaccharomyces osmophilus is the source of this 1113-nucleotide messenger RNA. It is a transcript of the gene srp2, whose product is annotated as splicing factor Srp2. The record is from RefSeq and is a predicted model, not a curated record. Gene Ontology annotation, molecular function: mRNA binding. Bases 1 to 1113 code for a protein of 370 amino acids. Gene Ontology annotation, cellular component: ribonucleoprotein complex; cytoplasm; nucleus. Lineage: Eukaryota; Fungi; Ascomycota; Schizosaccharomycetes; Schizosaccharomycetales; Schizosaccharomycetaceae. The transcript has 6 exons.